AUGGACUUCCCAUUAUCAAAUCUCCUCAUUUUUCUUUUGCUUUUCGCAACCCGUGCCUCGCCGGAAUAUACCCGUCCGAGUCCCCGGCCGCUUAUUUUCCGGCAACACGACCAGCCAGAAUCCGACCCCCAGCAGGUGCACGUCUCGCUCGCUGGAAAGGAACAUAUACGAGUGUCGUGGAUCACUACCGACAAAAAAGUUCCGUCGGUGGUCGAUUACGGGACGUCGCUGGAGAAACUCGACGGCUCGGCUUCCGGCGAGAGCACUUCGUAUAGUUACUUCCUUUACCAAUCGGGUAAAAUUCACCACGUGAAAAUCGGGCCAUUGGAGCCGGGCACGACUUAUUACUACAGAUGCGGCGGUUACGGCCCUGUGCUCAGCUUCCGGACGCCGCGGGCGGAUUUUCCGGUGGAAUUCGCUGUCGCCGGUGACCUUGGACAAACAGAAUGGACUCAAUCAACUCUAUCCCACAUCGGUGCUAGGGACUAUGAUGUUCUACUUCUUCCCGGGGAUCUAUCCUAUGCGGACACACAACAGCCCUUAUGGGACUCAUUUGGCCGCCUGGUCCAGCCCUACGCCAGCGCUCGUCCGUGGAUGGUCACGCAAGGGAACCACGAGAUCGAAAUUUUCCCGAUCAUUCACCCGCACGGCUUCAAGGCUUACAAUGCUAGGUGGUUGAUGCCCUAUCGGGAAAGCGGGUCCACGUCGAACCUCUACUACUCGUUCGACGUGGCACGGGCCCACGUCAUCAUGCUCGGGUCUUACGCGGACUUCAAUUCUGAUUCAGAUCAAUACAAGUGGCUGCAGGCAGAUCUGGCGAGCAUCGACAGAGCCAUCACGCCUUGGGUUUUGGUGCUGGUUCACGUGCCAUGGUACAAUUCGAAUUCCGCGCAUAAGGGGGAGGGUGAAGGGAUGAGGAAAGCCAUGGAGCGAAUGGUGUACGAUGCGCGUGUGGACGUGGUGUUUGCAGGCCAUGUUCAUGCGUACGAACGAUUUACUAGGGUGUACGACAACAGGGCUAACGAAUGUGGUCCGGUGCAUGUUACCAUUGGGGAUGGAGGAAAUCGAGAAGGUCUAGCUAUGACGUUUGAAAGCCCUAGUCCUUCAAUCUCGGUUUACAAAGAAGCAAGUUUCGGGCACGGGCGACUGAGAGUGUUGAAUAGCACGCAUGCACAUUGGACGUGGCAUAGGAACGAGGAUGACAUGAGCUCGGUCGUAGCCGAUGAGAUUUGGUUAGAGAGAUUGGCCUCGUCAUCUGUUUGCAUGGAUGCCAGAAAGCCAUCGAAAAUUCUAAAUGAUGAACUAUGA
Messenger RNA from Striga hermonthica, 1308 nucleotides. NCBI's taxonomy places the organism in Eukaryota, Viridiplantae, Streptophyta, Magnoliopsida, Lamiales, Orobanchaceae. The record is from the annotation of a GenBank genome assembly.